Messenger RNA from Leptomonas pyrrhocoris, 329 nucleotides. RefSeq names its product putative 60S Ribosomal protein L36. Gene Ontology annotation, molecular function: structural constituent of ribosome. Lineage: Eukaryota; Euglenozoa; Kinetoplastea; Trypanosomatida; Trypanosomatidae. The record is from RefSeq and is a predicted model, not a curated record. Gene Ontology annotation, biological process: cytoplasmic translation. The transcript has a single exon. The coding region runs from base 12 to 329 and encodes 105 amino acids. Gene Ontology annotation, cellular component: ribosome; cytosolic large ribosomal subunit.
AGGUGACUAUAAUGUCCGCUCCUACUCCCCGCACCGGCAUCAUUGCCGGCUUCAACAAGGGUCACGUGACGACCCGCCGCGCGCGCCAGCCGUCAACGAACGAUCGCUAUGCCGUCCCCCACAAGCGCCUGCGCGCUGUCAAGGCCAUCAUUGCCGAUUUGGUCGGUCUCUCCCCCUUAGAAAAGCGCGUUCAGGAGUUCCUGCGCGUCGGCAAGGAGAAACGUGCGUUGAAAUACUGCAAGAAGCGCCUGGGUGACUUCACGGCAGCCAAGAAGAAGCGCUCGAAGAUGGAGGAGGCGCUCCGUCACGCGACGAAGAAGCACCACUGA